AUGACAAAAGAUAAUGAGGGUAAAAGAAUGAAACUGGAAGAAUUAACUUCAGUAAUAUGUACAUCUCUAAUAAAAUCGAAAAGUUGUUUAAAUAAAUCAUCAGAUAAAGUGAAUUAUACAGACAAGACUGAACUAAAGCAAUCUUCAGCCCUGUUAUCAGACCAUUUAGUUUCAGUACAGCAAGAGUUCAACAAGUGGAUCAGCCUACAUAGAGUGAAAACCAUGGAUUCUACGGUUACAAAGGGCCAAACGGCCAUGCCAAACAUGGCAGGAGAUAUAACGAAAAAGGCCUACGACAAAGAGACGUUCGCGUCGCUCAUGGAGUGCUGCAGCAGACUGUUCUUCUGCGACGAGGAAAUAGUUAUAAUAGACCUUUUCCUAGCAACGGAGAAGGCAAUUUCUGAGAAGGACCUGGAGGACGAAUUGGGGCUCUCAGAUAACAGACUGAGAGAACACCUGUUUAGACUUGAGAAGCAAGGAAUACUGAAAAGAUUCUCAAGUUCAACAGUGACAAACAUUUUAAACAAACCCCAAAAAACAUAUAAAAAGGAUACAAGAGAAGCAGCAUCAUCGCACUCGUACUGGAGAAUCAACAACCACGUAAUCCUGGCAAUACACUAUAAGCUGACGAGAAUGGAGGAAGUGCUGCAGCAGAGACUGAAGGGACUCCACGAGUCGGACAAGUUCGUGUGCCCGAAGUGCGAGGAGACGUACGACUCGCUGACAGUGCAGACGCUGGAAAUGGACGGAUUCGACGCACAUUUCAUAUGCAAGUGCGGAACGAAGGUGGAACUGGACGACAAGUCGACGAAGGAGGACAUAUACUCGUCGCAGCAGAGAAGGUUCCAAGACCAAGUUAAAACACUUAAAAAGUGCCUCUACGACGCAUGGGGAAUGGACGUGCCGGAGUUCCCGACGUUCACAAGGAAGCAGGAAAAGUCAGCGGAGGCAGGAAACCUGGAGUCGUCGAGCGUAGUGGGAGACAGCUCGAGCAUGGUGGGAGGAGAAAGCAGCGUGGCGAGCGGAGGGAGCGAGUUGCAGUACAAAACGGCAGGACACACAGUGUCAGAUUCAGGAAGGCCGGAGUCCUCGGCGCUGGCGGGCAGGACGGACAACAGGAAGAUCAAGUUCCACAUGAAGGUGACUCCGAAGGACCCGUCGCCGUCGUCGAUCGCACAGAGGCCGAAGACAAUGACACAGAAGCCGCAGGAGGCGGAAAACACACAACACACAAAGUCGUGGGAGAAGAAGCACGAGGAGCCAGUACCGGACUUUUACAUAUCGAAGCUGAACAAGACAGUAAGCCUAAUGGGUAAGUUGGAAUCUGCACAAAAACGCAUUUAG
Molecule: messenger RNA, 1344 nt
Organism: Theileria orientalis strain Shintoku
Lineage: Eukaryota; Apicomplexa; Aconoidasida; Piroplasmida; Theileriidae
Product: transcription factor TFIIE
Exons: 5
Coding region: 1-1344 (447 amino acids)
Biological process (GO): transcription open complex formation at RNA polymerase II promoter; transcription initiation at RNA polymerase II promoter
Cellular component (GO): transcription factor TFIIE complex
Source: RefSeq, a predicted model, not a curated record